CGGUUUAACCAACGCUUACAGUGGCGCCAGAGUUUUCGAACUUCGCUGCCGACCCUGGAGUACGCGUCCUCUGCGUGGUCGCCUGGAUGCAGCUUGCCAUGGCCGUACCCUCCCUUGAGGAGCUGGACUCCUUCAAGUACAGCGACCUGCAGAACUUAGCCAAGAAUCUGGGCCUCCGAGCUAACCUGAGGGCAGACAAGUUGUUAAAAGCCUUGAAAGCCCACCUUAAACACGAGGUAAAAAAAGAAGAUGAUAAUCGGGAUGGAAGUCAAACUUCUGCAUCGUCUUGUGAUGAGGCUGAGAUGCAGAGUGGCAGCCAGGAACAAGCUGAGAGGGAGCCGGUUGACCAUGGCACCAAAACCAGGAGAAGGUGCAGGACAGUCCACAGGAACCCUGACUCCCAGCAGGAUGAUUCAGAGAUAAAAAUAAGUGAUCACACUGAAUUGCAGAAUCAAGAGAAGCAGGAAAACCAGGAUCUCAGAACAGUUGCAGAAGUUCCUUCACCACCAGAUGAGAGCCAAGGAGAGGAGAAUGCCGUUUCCUCAGGAAAAAGAAGAAUAAAUGGUAAUGAAGAUUCAAAGGUACCUUCAGAAAGAAAGAAGCCUCUCUACACAGAUGGGUUUUCCAAACCUGGAAAAAGCAAAAGAAAUACAAGCACUACUCCAAACUUUAAGAAGCUUCAUGAGGCUCGCUUUAAAGAAAUGGAGUCCAUUGAUCAAUAUAUUGAGAGAAAAAAGAAACAUUUUGAAGAACACAAUUCAUUUAAUGAACUGAAGAAGCAGCUGGUCACCAAGGGAGCGGUGGUGACUCCGGUUCCUCUCCGGGGAAGGCUCCGCGCAGCUUGCACCCCCACCAGCCAGCGCCGCUUGCCAGGCCGGCCCCUGGGCGCUGCAGGCCGGAGCACCUUGUGUGGGAAGGGCUCCGCCAAGCGAGCCGUUCUCUCGGCUACAAAAAUGAAUGUCAGGUUUUCAGCUGCUACCAAAGAUAAUGAGCAUAAGCGUUCACUGACCAAGACUCCAGCCAGAAAGUCUCCACAUGUGAUCAUACCUGGGAGUACCCCAAAAGGCCAGGCUGUGCUCGGGACAGACAAGUUAAAGACCACAAAUGGAAAUUCUGUUUCUGUUGUUACCCCAUUCAAACUGACAACUCAGGCAGCACAGACUCCAGUCUCCAACAAGAAGCCAGUGUUUGAUCUCAAAGCAAGUCUGUCUCGUCCCCUCAACUAUGAGCCACACAAAGGCAAGCUGAAACCAUGGGGUCAAUGUAAAGAAAAUAAUUCUCUGAAAGAGCACGUAAACAGAGUUAGCUUCCACAAGAAAACUUACAAACAACCUCCUCUCCAGACUAGGGAGGAACAACGGAAACAACAUGAGCAAAGACGAAAGGAGAAGAAAGCAAAGGUUUUAGGAGCUCGAAGAGGCCUCAUUAUGGCUGAAGAUUAAUUUUUUAACAUCCUGUAAAUAGUAUUUUAUUCUGAACCCUUUCUUUAUUGUAAAUAUUUUUCUGUCUUUCCCAUUUUAGUCAAAAGACUUUUUUCUGCUCUUUGUUCACUAUCUAUGUAGUGUUGGUGGUUCUCUUCACAUACUACAUCCCUGAAAAGUUGUUACCUUAAAGCUCACAAAUUCUUUGAAAUGGUUUUUACCUAAGUUUCUGUACAAUUCAGUUUUCUAAUGAGACUCAUCCUAUAGAUUCUUGACCUAGAUCUUUAAUGUCAAGUUCCCUGUGCUGACAGAACUGGAAUCCUCUUCCAGACAGAAGCAUUUACCUGAGGGUAGGUAGUUGUACCACAACCUUUAGUAGAACCUAAACCACUAACAAGCUGAGAAAGCCACCUCAUCCUUCUCCAGAGGAUCGAGUCUUCUUAAUGAAACAGGGACCCAAACGGGUUGGUAAUGGCAUAAACUACCUAUGUGAAGUGUUUUGUUACCUAUGCACACUUGUUCCAAUCACUUGAUGGAAAUGCCCUCUGUCACUCAAUAUAUUCUUAAAAACUCUAUAGUUCAUUCUAGUCUUAAAAAUAUACAGGGCCAUACUGAAAUCUGAGGAUUGCUGCUUCAAGGAUUAAUAUGCUCUGUCAGAGUUACAUCUUACUCACUUUAUGGAAAAGACUAGAGUUGCUUAGCCUCACAACCAUGUUUGUUGCACCUAGGUAGAGCUUUGUACUGUUUAAGAUUUUCAUAAAUGUUUUCUCAUGGUGGUAGAUUCUUUGUAAAUAAAUUUACUUCAUGAUUGAGUUGACCAGCUAAGAUUAAGAAGUUUACUGGGGCGCCUGGGUGGCUCAGUUGGUUAAGCGGCUGCCUUCGGCUCGGGUCAUGAUUCCAGGGUCCUGGGA
Callorhinus ursinus (northern fur seal) is the source of this 2332-nucleotide messenger RNA. It is a transcript of the gene NUSAP1, whose product is annotated as nucleolar and spindle associated protein 1. Gene Ontology annotation, biological process: mitotic cytokinesis; establishment of mitotic spindle localization; mitotic chromosome condensation. Gene Ontology annotation, molecular function: microtubule binding. The record is from RefSeq and is a predicted model, not a curated record. Gene Ontology annotation, cellular component: nucleolus; microtubule; mitotic spindle. Lineage: Eukaryota; Metazoa; Chordata; Mammalia; Carnivora; Otariidae.